CAAAGAUCUGUCAUCUUCGAAAAAAUAAUGAGGAUUAGAAACGAAUAAAUCAGUCGGCUUAUGCAAAUAUAUUAUAUACAUUAGAUCCCAUGAUGGUUGUGUUACAAUCCGCCCCCCUCAAGGUGAAAAUUGGUUACACAAUAAGCGCGUUUUAGAAUUGCGUAGAAACCCGAUGUCAUCCUAUGUUAUCGACCUAAGAUGAUAUAGGUACCGGAUAUCGUCACGAAACAAGUUCAUUCAACUGUAGAAUACAUUGGCAAAUAGUAAAAAGAUAACAUUAUAUCCAGAUGUGUAACUUAUUGCCAAAUUAUCAAGUCACACCAGAUUGUAGUGAGACCUAUGAAACGGACUCGGAAUUCGCAUAUUCUGAAAACAAAGAUAUCAAGAGUUCCGAAGCUUCGAGGCAGAAAUCUAAACAAAACAAAGAAAGUAAUGCAAACACAAAAUCACCAUUGAAAACUAUUAACUAUAAAUCAAAACUAUCACAGCAUAAUUCAAUCAUAAAACCUUCAUCUCAUUCGAAAUUUGAUCAUAACUCAUCAACAUCUUCAUCAAAAAAACUAAAUUUCAAUAAGAAAUUCUCAUCAAGUGUUCUAGAUAGAUGGGAAUCCAAUCAAUUCGCAUUAGCUGAUGCAAAUAGUUUAAUUAUACAAUUGAAUAAAGAAUUAAAAGAUUGCAAAUUAGAAUUGAAAACUUUACAAAGACAAUAUAAAAUGCAAGCUGUACGACUGGAUAAAGCUAUAGGACAAGAAGCUGAUAUGCCACAAAUUGUUGAUCGUUUAAAUUCAGAAAUACGUACAUUACAUGUUCGUCUACGUGAAAAAACUCUACAAUCAUGUAUAGAUCAAAGAAAAAUUCACGAACUACAACAACGUAUUUAUGUAUUAGAGAAAACAAUUGAUGAAAAACAUAAUCAAUCUCAAUAUACUGAUGAAGGAUCAUCGGUAUCACACAAACGAAACAAUAAAACUUAUGACAUAUCUAUAGAAUUACAAGAAGAAAAGAAGAGAAAUUCGCAAUUAAAGCAUCAAUUAGAUGUAUUAGCAAAAAAUCAUAAACAACAAAUCAAUAUGAAUAAUGAAAAACUACGAAGUUUACAACAAGAAUAUCAACAUUUAAAAGAUAAACUUCAUGAAAGAACUCAACAACUACAGGAGAAAACAAAAUUACUAGAAUUACAAAAUGUUUAUAGUCAUCGUAUUCCAAAAAAUCUCAUUUUGAGUCAUUUAUCUAGUUUAUCAUCUAUCUAUUCUACUACAAAUGAAAUGGACAAUCAUAAUGGUCAUAAAGAAGAAACAUCGAAAUCUAAUAAUCCAUUAAUUGAUCAAUAUAAAUGUAACUCAAAUGAUAAAUAUUCACCUAGGCUACCACCAAUCACUGUGAAUGAUAAUAAUAACAAUAAAAUCAAUAAUGAUGUAUCAUUAUCAUCUCAAUAUGUCACUAUGUGUAAAGGAUUAGAACAAAUGCCUAGAAUAGACAAUAACAUAGAAUCCAACUUAGAAGGAUAUCCAUUGAUGAUCAAUGGAAAACUAUCAAAUGAUAAUGAACAUCAUGUAGAUGAGAUAGAAGAAAAUUCAUCGAAAGGAGUUAUUGGGAAUCAUCAAUCAAAUGAUUUCAAUCUUCAAAACAAUAAAGAAAUUACUGGAAAGACAAGAGAAGAAGAACUAUGGAAUGAUUUAUUUGGAUCGAUAAAGGAUAAUGUCAAUAAAACAUCGGAAGUGAUAAAUCAACAUCAAUCUUCUAAUAAUGGAAUUUUAUUCAGUAACAAUUCGAACAUUAUCAAUGCAUCUAUACACAAUUCGAAUUGGAAAACAGGAAUUAAUCAGAGAAAUAAUAAUAAUAAUAAUCAAGAUAACUUAAAAGAUACUUCCAAACAACCAUCAUGGUUAGCAUUUCAUAAAACAGUUAAUCAACUAUCAAAUGAAUCCAACAUGAUUAACAAUCGGAAUUCAUUCAAUCGAUUGAUCGAUCAUAACAUCACUGCACAAUUAGAUAAUAUUGAUAAUGAUAUUGAAGUAUUACAAAUUUGAUCAUGGAAAUGUCUAGUUUUAUUAUUCCUUUAAAGUUAUCAUCCAAUUGUAAGUAAUUACCUAACUGUUACAAAUAGUUCAUUUGUUUAUUCAUUAUCAGUAUUACAUAAGAAAAAAAUGUUAAUUAUCAUUAUUAAGAUGAUUAUGGCACAUUACUGUUAUGUGUGAUGUGAAUUUAAACAAUGUACUUUAUGUGUAUAAACAUAUACAAAUGUGUUACUAUGUGAAUAAUUAGUUUUCAUUAAAAGUACCAAAUAAAUUACUUGUAAAUCUA
Messenger RNA from Schistosoma guineensis, 2304 nucleotides. NCBI's taxonomy places the organism in Eukaryota, Metazoa, Platyhelminthes, Trematoda, Strigeidida, Schistosomatidae. The record is from the annotation of a GenBank genome assembly.